Molecule: messenger RNA, 957 nt
Organism: Acaulospora morrowiae
Lineage: Eukaryota; Fungi; Glomeromycota; Glomeromycetes; Diversisporales; Acaulosporaceae
Source: the annotation of a GenBank genome assembly
AUGCCUCGUGGUGUGUCUCUCGAAAACGACUUUCGAGCUAUCAUUGAUGAUCAAACGCUUAGCGAUCUUGAUAUCAUAUGUUCUGACGAUGUAACCAUUCGUGGCUGCCGUAUUAUUCUUGCAGCUCGUUCCGAUUUCUUCCAUUCUCUGUUAUUUGGUCAAAUGCGCGAAGCUCGCCAAAAUGAAGUCACCUUCCCAAAAAUCGAUUCCAAAACCAUGAGAAUAAUCUUGGAUUAUAUAUAUACCGGUGAAAUCAGUAAAUCCAGAGGGUCGACGCCGACUUUAGAUGAUUUAAUUGAAGCAUAUUCCGCUGCCGAAUACAUUCAAUUGCCAGAACUCAAAGUAGAUAUUUUGAUGGAUUUUGAGGAGACGAUGGAUAAAGCUCCCGAGGUGAAUUUUUCUCCAGAAAUGUUAUCCUCUGCAAUAGAAAAGCUAUCACCAACCGCAGAACCGGACCAGCUUCUAGAUAUGCUGGCCGAGGGUGUAGCAAAGAUGCAGUUGGAGGAUAUUCCUUAUGAAAAAUUGACAAAUUUGGCUCUUUUCUACCUUGUUCGUCAUUGUAAGGAGAAAAAGAGGCCAUUGGCGAAAAAUCAAUACAGUUUGUUCAGAUAUGUCACUUUGCACACAGCGAGCAAAGUCUCCCAAGAUGCAUUAGAAAGAUUUAAGCAUUGUCUUCCACCACUGGAGGAGACCUAUGGGUGGUCCGUUUACCCUGAACAUCUAGAAGAUUUGAAGUCAGUUCAACAAGAAAUGACUGAAUUGUCUCGCAUCUUGAAACACAUUGACUUUAUAUCAAUUAGUGGCAAGAUAUUGGCAGAUAUCAUUGAACCAUUGAAGGUGGUACCUCUUGAAAUCCUCCUUGACGCCUAUAGACACAAGGCAAAGAAUGAGGUAGUUUGGGAGGAGAAAAAGGCUUUGAUGGAAUUCACGUGGGACCGCAACUUCUGUGGACCAAAU